Molecule: messenger RNA, 1320 nt
Organism: Lactuca saligna
Lineage: Eukaryota; Viridiplantae; Streptophyta; Magnoliopsida; Asterales; Asteraceae
Source: the annotation of a GenBank genome assembly
AUGGAUACCAAAGAGGGUGUUUUGAUGCAACGUUACGAGUUAGGGAAGAUGAUUGGACAUGGGAAUUUUGCAAAAGUCUACCAUGGCAGGAACCUUGAAACCGGGAUGAGUGUUGCAAUUAAGAUCAUAGAUAAAUCAAAGGUUAUGAAAGCCGGAAUGAUGACACAAAUAAAGAGAGAGAUCUCUGCUAUGAAAUUAGUCAAACACCCGCAUAUAAUACAGCUCCACGAAGUCAUGGCUAGCAAAACCAAGAUUUACUUCGUUUUAGAAUACGCUAAAGGAGGAGAGCUCUUUGAUAAGCUGAUUAAAGGGAAGCUGAAAGAAGAUGCUGCAAGGAAAUACUUUCAGCAGCUCAUCAGUGCCAUUGGUUUCUGCCAUAGCCGGGGAGUUUACCAUCGAGAUUUGAAACCUGAGAAUUUGUUAUUAGAUGAUGAAGGGAAUUUGAAGGUUUCAGAUUUUGGUUUGAGUGCUUUGGAUGAAACCAGGAGGCAAGAUGGUUUGAUUUAUACAAGUUGUGGUACCCCUUCGUAUGUUGCUCCUGAAGUGAUUAACCAGAAAGGGUAUGAUGGGGAAAAAUCGGAUAUUUGGUCUUGUGGGGUGGUCUUGUUUGUGCUUUUGGCUGGUUUUCUACCAUUUCAUGAUUCUAACCUCAUGGAGAUGUAUAGAAAGAUCACAAUGGGAAAAUUCAAGUUUCCAAAUUCGUUCCCUAAUGAAGCAAAAAGUUUAGUGUCGAAGAUCUUGGAUCCAAACCCUGAAACCAGGGUUUCCAUUGCCGAAAUAAUGGAAACCCCGUGGUUUAAAACAGGUUUGGUUUCCGAACCACAAAGAACCAACAAAAUGGUUUCUGACAAUCUGGGAAACCAGUCUGAUUCAUUUAUGAGCUCUUCUUCAGAGAAAACUAGUGACUCCACGUAUUCAACAGUAGGAACAACAGACGUUUUAGAAAAAGAUGGUAACUUAAACGCGUUUGAUAUCAUUUCAUUGUCACGAGGAGUCAACUUGUCGGCAUUGUUCUACCGCAAUGCCAAAGAUGAGAAAGAAGUUAGGUUCAUGUCAAGACAGACGCGUGGGGCUAUCGUUUUGAAGUUGGAAGAAAUAGCUAAGAGUUGGAAGUUGAAAAUGAUGAAAAGCAACGGAGUUUUGCUAAAGAUGGAAGGAUUAGAAGAAGGCAUAAAUGGUGGUUUAGCCAUUGAUUGUGAAAUACACGAGAUUACGGCUAAUCUUCACCUCAUUGAGGUAAAGCGAUUGGGUGAUGAUAAGUUUGGGUUUUGGGAGAUUGUAAACGAGCAUAUAAAACCGGCCCUUUUUGGUGUUUUAUAG